Messenger RNA from Hippopotamus amphibius kiboko, 2175 nucleotides. RefSeq names its product sushi domain containing 5 (gene SUSD5). The transcript is spliced from 5 exons. Lineage: Eukaryota; Metazoa; Chordata; Mammalia; Artiodactyla; Hippopotamidae. Gene Ontology annotation, molecular function: hyaluronic acid binding. Bases 8 to 1897 code for a protein of 629 amino acids. The record is from RefSeq and is a predicted model, not a curated record. Gene Ontology annotation, biological process: Notch signaling pathway; cell adhesion.
CCGGCCCAUGGACGCCCGGACCAUGGCUGCCAAGGGACCUGGCUCCUGCGCCCGACUCUGGGCGGCGGCGCUGCUGCUGCUCGGCCUGCCGCGCCUCUCGGUGCGGGCGGAUGGGAAGCUCUUUGUGCUGGCGUCUCAGGAUGGCUCUCGGGGCCUGGAACUGGAGGCCGCCCGGCUUUCCUGCAAGAGCAGAGGUGCUCACCUGGUGUCCGCGGACGAGCUGCAGAGGGUGGUUCAGGACUGUGCCUUAGCCGUGUGCACCACGGGCUGGCUGGCAGACGGCACCCUGGGGACAACUGUGUGUAGCAAGGGGAGUGGUGAACAGCAAGUCAUGAGAGCUGUCGAUGUGAGAAUUGAAAGCAACCCGGUUCCUGAUGGCACAUACAAUGCCCUGUGUAUUAAGGAUGAAGAGAAGCCAUGUGGAGACCCGCCUGCGUUCCCACACACCAUCCUGCAGGGCCGCACGGGCUUGGAGAUGGGGGAUGAGCUGUUGUACGUGUGCGCCCCGGGCCACGUGACAGGCCGGCGGGAAACGGCCUUCACCUUGCUGUGCAACAGCUGCGGGGAGUGGUACGGCCUGGUCCAGGCCUGUGGGAAAGAUGAGGGUGAGGCACAUAUUGACUAUGAAGAUAAUUUUCCUGAUGACAGGUCCGUGUCAUUCAGAGAGCUCAUGGAGGAUUCCCGGACAGAGGCAGAGGAGGACGUGAGUCAGGGAGAAGCCUCUGAGGAGCCUCCAAAACAGGACCGUCUGGUCUCUAUUUCUAUGGGCAGAGAAGCCAUAGCCCAGCAUACAGCCUUUGUGCCAACCACAGGCUUGCGCAGCGCUGGGAGCGUCGUCCCCACAGACCUGCCAGGAUCCCGACGAAACCAGAAGUCAUUGUUCUGGUUUCCUGCUGAGACCUUCCACAAGCCCGAGUUGGAAAAGGAGAUGGAUGAGGACACCAAAAGGCAGUUUCCUGCCCGAGACAACCACAGUGGCACCACAUUGGCCCCAGGGGAGCCAGAGACCAGGGUCAUCCACAGCGGCACUGACGGCCCCUCUGGCCCUUUUGUGAGCAGGAAUGACAGCAAGGCAGGUGACCCCAUGCUGAGCAGCAGUGAUGAGUCCUGGUUAGACGGCUACCCUGUGACCGACGGGGCCUGGAGGAAAACAGAGGCAGAAGAGGAGGAAGAGGAGGACAAGGGUGAUGGAUCAGUCGCGCUGGAAGAAAGCAUCCUACUUACUCCCCAUCAGCCUGCUCUUGUGGAAGUUAAGAAGCCCAGCAGUCCCACCCUCACACCCAGUGAGGACAUGACCCAUCUUUCAGUUCUUCCAUCUCAAACACUAGUCGAUGUAGAAGCUUUGGCUCUCAGACCCAUGAAUGUGUCUGAAACGGAGGGUCCCAGCGAAGGGGAUGGUGACUUGACUAGGGACCCGUCGACAGUUCCUUGGAGACAUGCCACCAAGAAGCUUCCCAUGUCCACCCGACCCUAUGAACUCAUCGGCUCCACCCUGGAGAUGGUGACGACCGCUGUCCAGAAGACGCCGAACCUCCUUCCCUCGACUGUCACAGCGGCCACCCAGCCUCCAAUGGAAACCACUGCCCCUGUGGUCCAGGGUACCUUCCCGUACCUGCUGUCUGAGGACUUCCUGGGACAGGAAGUCCCUGGCCCAGAUGCAAGUGAGGCACUUCUUCCAACCUUGGAGCCCUGCGUAGGGGAUGAGUGUCCCAGCCUCAGCAGGGGUCCCGUCAUUGCCACCGGCAUCACGGUCCUGUGCCUGCUGCUGUUCCUGGCGGGCGUGGGGGCCGUUUGGGGCUACCGCAGGUGCCAGCGCAAGAGCUCGGUGUACAAGCUGAAUGCUGGCCAGCGGCAGGCGCGGCACUACCACCAGCAGAUCGAGAUGGAGAAGGUCUAGCCACCUUGGACGGGGGGGCUCUUCCGAAGCCCCUUGGCAGAAAAAUGAACUGUGACACAGCACAUUGAGAAACACUGACUGUUCACUAGAGCAGGAGGCAGGUGGCGUAGGGCUCAUCUUCCUUGUCUCAGGUCUUUGUUUUCUAGGCUGAGACGCGUCUCUGGAGGCACCUGGCAGGGCAGGGAGGCUUUGGUGGCAUCGUCACACACCUCAGCAUCCCCUCGACCAUCUGCCCUGGAAGCGGUCGCACUCACCGAACCUGCGCUUCGGCCCUCAUU